This is a messenger RNA of Pecten maximus, 3354 nucleotides long. RefSeq lists its product as uncharacterized. Bases 163 to 1101 code for a protein of 312 amino acids. The transcript is spliced from 4 exons. Lineage: Eukaryota; Metazoa; Mollusca; Bivalvia; Pectinida; Pectinidae. The record is from RefSeq and is a predicted model, not a curated record.
CCUUCAUGACGUAAGCACAGGAUGACGACCUUUCAGCUAACCUGUUGUCGCCAAAUAGUCGUACAGCUGUCUGAUGACAGUUGACAGUCUCUACACACGAAGCUGACGGACCAUAGGUUUGUCAGUCUCCGAACUGCACACGUAUCUCUGUAAUACACGACAAUGUCGAACCCUACCGAAGACAAUGGUGCUUUCUCUAUCUACACCGUGGCAUCAAAUGUCACCAUGGGGCCAAUGCAGCAACCACUAGUUGAUUCCGAACACGUGGUCAAAGGAAAAAGGCGCCGUAAACUUUUCCCCAAAUUUGCUGGCGUGUGUUUGGUGCUGCCAACUCUCUGCAAUCCUGUAUUAGGUAUUUUGGCGAUAUUAGCAUAUCUGCGGGCUAGGCGUGGCUACAAGGAUGACCACUACCUGACGGCCGGACAGUACUUGGCUUUAAGUUUUAUUUUUGGAAUCAUUGGGAUUUCCAUGACUAUCUUGACUGUGGUGGCCGUGUAUAUUUAUAAUACACAGGAAGAUGUGGUUCUCGUCGCUGACAAAGUCGUGAAAGCGGGCAAUCUAAAUAUAACCAAAGCUAUUGGAUUUCGGCAAGGUAAAUAUUUGAUGAGGAAGACCAAAAACGAACAAAUGCAGGAAGAGGCUUACCCCUAUGAAAUAUCUUCACCAGAUCGGGUCCGACUUGUUGGAGUCGUGUUUGAAACAAGCAAUAGUUUUAAUGUCAGCAAUGAACACAAGGGGAAUGACAAAACAAAUAUGAACAAAAUUCUGGAUACUAUGAUGAGGAAAGGGAAUUCGGCAUCACCCUUGUUGGAACUCAACGGAGAAAUAGCCAAUGCCACGAAAAAAAUAUGCUUCGAUAGCUCAGUGGUCAAGGAUUUUGAAGUUUUGAAUAGUGACCGAAGUGUCCGGGACACUGCUAUGGUCAGGAGGAGAGACAGGGCUUUAACGAGAAGAAAACGAAUGCUGAACUCAUGUCGACAGCUCAAGUUACUACUCAAGGGAAGUUCGAUAAAAGUACGGAUGAAGAUAAAGUACGCAUUAUUGGGAUGGAAGCCGAUUGUUGUUGAAAUAACUGACCAUACAGACUGUUUAAUCUACUAGGAUUAAGAUUUUCUGAACCAAAAUAGCAAUAAUGUACAUCUUUAUGUAAAUAUGAGAAUACAAGAUUUGUGAAAGAUGUAAUCCAUCAGAUUGUGAAAUAUGAUUUAUGUGUAAACAUCAUUUAUAUAUACUAAUUACGUAAAUACGGUUACACAAAGAGUGGUUGUUGUAUAUCACUUUUUUUCACUCCAGGCUAGUUGUUUUUCAAAAAUUACAAAAACACCAGCUUUACAGUUGUAAGUUUUGAAAAGUGAUUAAUGAGAGAGAAAAACCCUACCUGAUAAAAUAACCACGAUUUUGUGUGACUUGUUUCUGCCACAAUAAAACGACAUUCUGAGGGUGAAUUGAUCUGUUCUGUAUACCAGUUGAGACGUGUAAUAAAAUGAUGAUCACUGUGUAAAACUGACAAUUUCCAGAAAGAUCGUAUGUAUUAUCUUUAAAAAGAAAAUCAAUAAGAAACAGAUAUUUUAUGAAAAUUUCAUUAUCACAAAUACAUGAUAUCACUGUGAACUACUUUUGGUGUGAUUCCGCGACUGCGUGAAGCGGCUUUAACGUUUCAGCUAAUCAAAACGCACUGAACCAGGUGAUUAAGUGGUACAGGUCAAAGUUCACCGUGUCAGCCAAUCAAAAUGCAUUGAGAGUUAGUUUAUACCACGUGUGGUAUAAACUGUAUUUUGAUGUCUUGAGAGCUGAGCAACACCAUCCUAUUGCGGUAGAAAUGUACUUAUGACGCAUCUUAAUCCCUAGAUAUAUCGAUAUCAUAAAAUCAUAUCUCUUGAGUAACAUACACUUUACAUAUCACAUAUAAGAUACUCAAUUCUAUUAACUCCAAAUUUGACCUUGCUUCUUGAUUCAAUCAGAAACAUAUACAUGUAUAACAUAAUACAUGUUUCUGAUUCAAUGAUAAGAUGGCUUACCAAAGAAGUAGAUUGGGAUUCCCUUGAAGAUAUAUCACAAAGAAUUUUAUGAAAUGCAUUGUUUGUUGACAUUUUUCAAUCAGUUGAUAAAUUACAUAAGUAUAGUUACCGAAAAGAAGAUUUAAGAUUGUUAAAAGACGCAUCGACCUACAACUGAAGAUUUCUUUAAGAAACAAUUAAUUCAUCAAAACUUUUAUCUUUGUUGGUUUUCAUUUCAAAAUACAAUGUACAUGGUAUAUUGUUAUCAACAUCAACAUACAUGUAUGAAUAAGUGCAUUAUAAUAUAAUUAAUUCAAUAAACUGUUGAAAAAAGAAUUGGGCAUCAGGCCGUUUCUGGCCAACCUGGUUUGAGCAGCCACCUGCCUUAAGCAGACGAUAUCUAUCGGUCCCUUGGGUGGCCGCUUAAUACAGGUUUGACUGUACACCAUAUAACAUACUGUACACACUUCCCAUUAUCUAGGGACUCUUUUUUCUUAGUUAUUAUUACGACGCUCUACCAGCCAAUUAAAAAGCAACGUUACGAACGGUGACUUUUUUGUUUUCUGGGUUUUUUUUGUUGUUUUUUUGUUGUUUUUAUUUCUACGUAAUUGACUGAUAACAUAAAUUUUAGCAAAAGAAAAUGUUUGUCACAAGGAAGUUUUAAUUCUUCCUUAACAAUACCAUUCACUAAGUACACUAUAUAAUGUUUUCUGCGUCACAGGGACGUGAGUAACAAUUGUUAAAGGUGUAUGCUUUUCAUGUGGAAUGAUCUGACAGGUAGACUUUAUCCUACCCUUCUGAGCGCCUUGUGUCAGACUUAAUUCCAAUUUUCAUUUUAAAAAUUUGGCACAUGAAAGUUGAAUAUUUGCAUAGUAUCGCUGUUUUGAAAUUAAAUUAUGAAUAUAUGUAUAUAUUUAAAUAUAUUUCAAAUUUCUGACGUGUUUCAUGAUUAGAUUUAACUGUUUGGACGGCUAAAAUAUACAGGCUGGAUUUUUUUGUCAAAGUUUGUGUUUAUAUUCGUUUUUUUUUUUUUAUUUAAUAGUGAUUUUUUUAGAAAGUUGGACGUGUAAUUUGAAUAAGCUGUGAAAAUAAUGAGUUAAAUUUCCGACUCUGCAUGUAACGGCUUUGGCUGAAAUUUUGAGUAAUACUUUAUUUGACUUCAUUUACAUCAAAACGGUAAUAUGAAAAUAUUCUUUCUUUUUAAGAAAUCAGUACUGCGUAUAGGAUAAAGCCAGGUCAUGCUACACUAGGAGAAUGUUUAUGCAAUGGUUUGUAAUUGAUAUCUACUGUCGUUAUAAUAAAACGGCUAUAUUCAAUCACAUUUCGUGUAUCUUUUAUUAUUAUUACACCAUUCCGU